This is a messenger RNA of Gekko japonicus, 1299 nucleotides long. It is a transcript of the gene FAIM2, whose product is annotated as Fas apoptotic inhibitory molecule 2. Gene Ontology annotation, biological process: negative regulation of apoptotic signaling pathway. The transcript has 12 exons. Gene Ontology annotation, cellular component: endoplasmic reticulum; Golgi apparatus; membrane. NCBI's taxonomy places the organism in Eukaryota, Metazoa, Chordata, Lepidosauria, Squamata, Gekkonidae. Bases 142 to 1086 code for a protein of 314 amino acids. The record is from RefSeq and is a predicted model, not a curated record.
AAAAAGACAAAACAAAAUUCAAAUCAGCUGCUAAGAGACAAGCCGGGGAGGGGGGGAAACACUCUCUUUCUCUCACUGUCUCUCUCCCCUCCUGAGAGGUGUCAUUAUCCCGAGCAGAGGAGCCUCGUUCAACAGGAAAGGAUGACCCAGGGAAAGCUCUCUGUGAAUAGCAAGCCUACAAACCCAGAUGGACAGCAGGGAAGUGAAGAAAAGAAGGACAAUGCCACUGCCCCAUCCGCGCCUCCAACCUAUGAAGAGGCAACCUCGGGGGAAGGGCUGAAAGCCGGCGCAUUCCCCCCACCUAUGAAUGUUCCUCUCCACCCCGGCUGGGCAUAUGUGGAUCCUAGUACAAGCCCUAACUAUGGAAAUGGAGGAUACCCAGGGGACACUGAGAUGCUCACAACCUUUAGUUGGGAUGACAAGAAUGUACGCAGGGUGUUCAUCAGGAAGGUUUACACCAUCCUUAUGGUUCAGCUGUUUGUUACAGUUGGCAUCGUGGCCCUCUUCACCUUCUGUGAACCAGUCAAAGGAUAUAUCCAGUCAAACCCAGCCUGGUACUGGGCUUCUUAUGCUGUUUUCUUUAUCACUUAUUUGUCCGCUGCCUUUUGCUUAAUUCACAGGAGGCACUACCCAUGGAACCUGAUUCUCCUGAGCAUCUUUACUCUGUCCAUGGCUUAUCUAACAGGGAUGCUUUCCAGCUACUACAACACCAUGUCAGUCCUUCUGUGCCUCGGGAUCACGGCACUGGUAUGCCUCUCCGUGACCAUAUUCAGUUUCCAGACCAAGUAUGACUUCACCUCUUGCCAGGGAGUCCUCUUUGUGAUGCUGAUGGUGUUGUUCUUCAGCGGGAUCAUCCUUGCCAUCAUGCUUCCUUUCCAAUAUGUGCCGUGGCUGCAUGCUAUUUAUGCUGUGCUGGGUGCAAUCGUGUUUACUAUGUUCCUGGCCUUCGAUACACAGCUCUUGAUGGGAAACCGCCGUUAUGCUAUGAGCCCCGAGGAAUACGUCUUUGGAGCCCUCAACAUUUAUCUGGACAUCGUCUACAUAUUCUCCUUCUUCCUGCAGAUUUUCGGAUCCAGCCGAGAUUGAGUUUGGCAUGCCUGCUAGGUCCUGUGUCUGUUGAAAGAGAAAAACAGAUAUAUGUACGAGUUAAUAUAACAACAGCAAAGAAAGAAUGGGGGAAAGAAUUAACCAACCUCUCUGGCUUUUCACAGCAAGCUCCAUUCCAUCAGAAGAGCACCUGCCACCCCCUGGCCUCGAGUUCCUUCUUCAGCCUGUACAUAAAUGCUGUGAAAUCUUGUG